UCCGGGCGUGGCUUCUUCUGGUGCACAAGUGGAAGAGGAGGGCGACCGCGCCGAGUUAAAGGCCGCUCGAUAAGCUAUAUCAGCAUCAUCAUGCCAAGUCCUAGGAACAGUCCAAAGAGCAUACAUGAGAGACGGGCUUAUGGCAGUAGACUAGAGUUCUUGUCAUUGACAAAUCAGAGAGGCCCAAUAUUCCCAGAAAAUAUGUCUCAUCAUAAAGACUCUCCUACUAGUACUGGCCCUCAACAGGCUUUACCCAAAGAGGACUCUAUGAAGCUCAAUCCUUCUUUCUGGGGUAUUGCCCUGCAUUCUCUUUUGGCUGUUGAUUUGUGGGCCUCUAAACUACUGGGUGUAUGCGCUGGAGAGAAUUCUCCAUGGGGCAGUGUCCGUCCUGUCAUGAUGGUCAUAGAGGUGUCAGGACAUGGAAUUCCUUGGCUAACUGGUACAUUGUACGGGCUUUACAGAAGUGGCAGCUCAGCAAGUCGUGAGGUGCUGCUCAAUCUACUCUUUGCUCUGAUUCUUGAUCUAGUUUUGGUGGCAGCAGUGAAAGGACUGGUGAAACGAAGACGUCCAGUCCACAACAAGAUGGAUAUGUUUGCCACUGUCUCUGUGGACAAAUAUUCCUUUCCUUCAGGCCAUGCUACCAGAGCCUCCAUGGUGUGCAGAUUUAUACUACAUCAUCUUGUACUUGCAAUCCCUCUGAAAGUGCUGGUUGUACUUUGGACCUUCAUUGUGGGAAUCUCUAGGGUCAUGCUUGGCAGACAUAAUGUAACAGAUGUGGUCUUUGGGCUAAGCAUGGGCUACAUGCAAUAUAAUUUGGUGGAAUAUUUCUGGUUGUCACCUGUAAAUGCUCCUGUCCUUUUUGCCUUGUGGAACUGAUGGUUCUUGAGGGAAGAGGAAUAUUUGUCUUAGUGUAAAUAUUUGUGAUACUUCAUCUGAUCAUCAAAUUAAAUGAGUAGAGCCAAGAUUUUCACAAUAUGUGUGAUCUAAUAUAAGUUUGCUCUGGAAGGCUUAAUUCACAAAAAUAAAGGCUUACCAGGCA
Pantherophis guttatus is the source of this 1039-nucleotide messenger RNA. It is a transcript of the gene PLPP6, whose product is annotated as phospholipid phosphatase 6. Gene Ontology annotation, molecular function: sphingosine-1-phosphate phosphatase activity. NCBI's taxonomy places the organism in Eukaryota, Metazoa, Chordata, Lepidosauria, Squamata, Colubridae. The record is from RefSeq and is a predicted model, not a curated record.